AUGUCCACCAGAAACACAUCCUAUACGGUAGAGCCACUCACCCCUACAUUUGGUGGAGUUGUCGAUGAUGGCUUUUCCAUUGAAGAUGCGGCCAGUGCUGAUGAUGAGCUCAUCGAGAGGAUCCGUUCGGACGUUCACAAGUACAGAUUCCUCCUCUUUAGGAAGCAAAAGGACCUCAGUGGGGAGCGGCAGGUCGCAUUCUCAUGUCGAUUGGGACCAAUAGAGUCGACCUUUUACAAACACCCAAAGUCGCCGCAUCCCGAUAUCUUCCGGGUAUCAAAUGAUGAGGGUGUAGGGUGCACCAGAGUGGGACGGAGCGGCUGGCAUGUUGAUGGGACAUUCCUACAACGGCCCUUCCGGUAUCAAACUAUGUAUUUUCCCAAGGCCAGCAGUACCGGCUUUACAGAACUAGUCCCUCUUAAAGAGCUCUUCGAAUCACAAGAUGCUCAGCGGCGUGAACGCUGGGACAGGGCAUGGUUCAUCAGCGAUAGUGGUAGUGUGGUACACCCUCUGGUCUACAAGCACCCAACUACUGGUCACACGACUAUGGUCUUUCAUUGUGGCAGGCCCUUUUGUGCUGGCUGGAUUAUGGACUUCAGCCCUGGUCAGCAGCCCCGUAGUGAUGACAUUUUACCACCAGCAGUGAUACAGAAAGAAAUAACUGAGGCCAUCGAUGAGUCGCGGACACGCAACCUCGUGUAA
Molecule: messenger RNA, 702 nt
Organism: Perkinsus marinus ATCC 50983
Lineage: Eukaryota; Perkinsozoa; Perkinsida; Perkinsidae
Exons: 5
Coding region: 1-702 (233 amino acids)
Molecular function (GO): oxidoreductase activity
Source: RefSeq, a predicted model, not a curated record